CCCAAAGAAUUUAAGUGAUGUAAAUUUUAGAGGGAUUACUUUUGUCUUAACCGUCAAAAUGCAGUCAGCAAGCUUCCAGCAACUAUUUUUAUGCAUUCAGAUGAAAAAUUAGAAACAUGCUAGGGAACUUUGAUAAGGAUUGUAGCCUUCCUUGGCAGGAUCUUGGAACCUGCCUGGGUUUAAGGCCAAUAACUACCAUGUGAAUUAGUCUCCAGGUAAAAACACUCUGAGGUUGCCUUUGUUUUUUAAAGAGCAGUUUAUAACCUUAGCUUUGGAAGAGUGAUUUAAACUACCUGUUUGUUAGGCCUGACUUGUAAUUGAGCGGAGUGAGGCAGACCAGCACGCUGGGGAAGCGGGUGGCCUCGUGCUCGACCACGCCCAGGUAAUGCUGCCUUCCCGGCUUUGUGCCUUUGCGCACGCGCUGUGGAGCCCAACUUCGCCGCUAGGAGGCGCCGGGCCCUCUUCAGGUCGGCCCUUGGGGCGGUGCGUGUGGAUGUGACGUCACCGCGCACGCCGCCUCUUGUUGCCGGGCAGCGAUGGCGGCUACCCUGGAGUCCUCCGUGGAGGACCCACUGCGGAACUUUGUUCGAGUUUUGGAGAAGCGAGAUGGCACAGUGUUACGACUGCAGCAGUAUGGCUCUGGCGGCGUGGGCUGCGUUGUUUGGGAUGCUGCCAUUGUUCUUUCUAAGUACCUGGAAACGCCCGAGUUUUCCGGCGAUGGGGCCCACGCUCUGAGCCGGCGGUCGGUGCUGGAACUGGGCUCUGGCACAGGGGCCGUGGGGCUCAUGGCCGCUACCCUCGGGGCUGAUGUUGUAGUCACAGAUCUUGAAGAAUUGCAAGAUUUGCUGAAGAUGAAUAUUAAUAUGAACGAGCAUCUUGUCACUGGUUCUAUUCAAGCCAAGGUACUGAAAUGGGGGGAAGAAAUAGAAGACUUGUCUUCUCCACCAGACUACAUACUGAUGGCCGACUGCAUAUACUACGAAGAGUCUUUGGAGCCAUUGUUGAAAACUCUAAAAGAUCUUAGUGGAUUUGAGACUUGUAUUAUAUGUUGUUAUGAACAACGAACAAUGGGAAAAAAUCCAGAAAUUGAGAAAAAGUAUUUUGAGCUACUUCAACUAGACUUUGACUUUGAAAAAAUUCCUUUGGAGAAACAUGAUGAAGAAUAUCGAAGCGAAGAUAUUCAUAUUUUAUACAUCAGAAAGAAAAAACCGAAAUCUCCAUCGUGAAAUCUUUAGUCAUCUUACCCAAGUCUCUAAUAACCUGGGUAAGCUAAAGAUGUGAGUGGAGCAUGUGAAUACAGCAUGGGAAGAUUGUGUUCACAGAUUAUUCCAGCAUGUCCGUAGAGAUUUGAUAUAUAAAUGAAAACUACCAUGGGCUGUCUGCAAUUCAAAAAAUGAUUACUGACUGCCUGCCUGCCAUUGGGCCUGAAAUCCAACUUAGUUUACUUUUAGCUCAGCAUCAGGUUCUGCUUAAAAGAAAAUUGCUUAUCAGUCACUCCUCAAAUGAAAAUAGGUAUUGCGAUUUGCCAAAGUCUGCCAGAAAUAAACAGUGAAGCAGCAUAACCAUGACUUGGUGUAUCUUCAGGAAACCAGGGAUAAAUUGAUCCAAUUUCUAAAGAGAGACAUCUAUUACUAUGUAAUUAUGUUUAAAUUGGAACUAGUAAAAUUUAGUUGUCUUCAAGAUAGAUAAAUCUAAAAAAAGAUUUUUAUUUUAACAUAAUUCUGCAGUGGUUUUAUAUAUACCUUCCACUUCAUUGCCGUUAUUAAGAUAGCUUUAGUAUUUAAAUGUUCUUUUAUUUAAAAAAAAAUACUGUUUUCUAUAUUUAAAUUAGCCAAAGUUUUAUUCUUUUCCUCCACCAUACAUGUCUAUGUGAGUUGGAUAGUAAAUUAUACUGUAAUGAGUUGGUAAGAAUGAAAGUAAGAAAUCAGGAGUGGGGAAAGGUAUCUUUACAGAAUCUUCCAUUUGAGAAUGGAGUGAGAAUAAAAAGCCCACUUUCAGGCUUGUGCACUUAUGUGGCUCUUGCACUUCUCCUUGUGUGUAUCUUCUAGGAAAAUGACUAAAAUCACUGGUGUUUUUACAUGGAACAGAGAAAGGUUUUUAAGUAACUACACAUGUAGUUCUGUAUACAUUUAGCAAAUGAUUUCGGUUCUGUGUCGUCUGUUUUAUGUUAGUGAUGGUAAUCAUCUGCUCAGACUCGGAUCUGUCGAGGACUUCAGUCAUACCAGUUGUGAAGAGUAAUACUAACUGGAUGGGAUUCUGGUACUUACAGGCAUUGGUGCUUGGUGGCACAUUUUAUGUAUUAAAAUAAACAUUGUUUUUGAGA
Molecule: messenger RNA, 2323 nt
Organism: Neofelis nebulosa (Clouded leopard)
Lineage: Eukaryota; Metazoa; Chordata; Mammalia; Carnivora; Felidae
Gene: VCPKMT
Product: valosin containing protein lysine methyltransferase
Exons: 6
Coding region: 537-1226 (229 amino acids)
Biological process (GO): peptidyl-lysine methylation
Cellular component (GO): cytosol; cytoplasm
Molecular function (GO): protein-lysine N-methyltransferase activity
Source: RefSeq, a predicted model, not a curated record